CUCAGAUCAGGCCAGCAUUACCUCUUUCUCGGGAAUCAACAGCCACACUCUCGAUCGUCGAAGUCGCAAGAAAUCGCUUUCUUCUCAGCAAUUCAAGACUUGCAUUCUCGCUUCUUUCUCGAGUUCUCCGAGUUCAAUAACACCAUUUUUCACAUUCUCACUUCUCCCUCGAGUUCCGUCGAGUUCAACACCAUUUUUUCACAUUCUUACAGGCGAGCCUGACAUCAGUGGUUGAGGACAUUUGAGCGCGUCGACAGAGCGCUGAUCCAGCCAGAGAAGACCACCACCUCAGAAACCGUCAAGAUGUCUGCUCCUCGACAGGCCCAAGAUAAGAUGUCUUCAGGACACGACAAUAACAACACCGAUCAGACCAAUCCUACUUCUUUCCGCGCCGAGUUGCCUCUCUUCGUCCCUCAAGAACCAUCUCCACUUCGCGCCUCCACUCCAGACCUCGACGCCUUUAACGCGUUCGAACUAAACACCGAUCUCGUCCUCGUCGCUCGUGAACCCGCGGGUCCUCCAUCGAACGCUGGUCCUGCCGCCAACGAGUCAGACGGUGACGUCCAAUUUGACCUGGCCGGUGGUCAAACGACUCCAGAAAUCCUUGACGGGGUGAACCAAGGCUAUACAGCCACUUUCCUUCCGCCUACGCGCGCAGCGUGGGCGCCUCCUUCCACACCCAGCCAAGAGGGUGGCGACGAUGAAGACAGCGAGCCCACCAGCAGCAACGAGGCAUCUCCACUGGGUAGUUGUGAUCUCCGCCACCCAUACGGACUGUCGCCGUGGGAGGGCAUGACCUUUGCCGAGAUGCAAGACCUCAUGGACAGACAGAAGAGGCAGUUCGAUGGUCCCCCGGUUCGCCGCCCUGCCUACCAGCCGCCUCCGAACUUUGGCGACGUCGUCCGCGAGGAGACCAAGCACUUGGAGGAGAAGCGGGCUCGGCGACAGAAGCGGGCGGCCAUCAAGGCUGCAAAGAAGAGGAAGGACGACGAAAAGGAGACGAGGUGA
Messenger RNA from Exophiala xenobiotica, 1008 nucleotides. RefSeq lists its product as uncharacterized. NCBI's taxonomy places the organism in Eukaryota, Fungi, Ascomycota, Eurotiomycetes, Chaetothyriales, Herpotrichiellaceae. The transcript has 2 exons. The record is from RefSeq and is a predicted model, not a curated record. The coding region runs from base 304 to 1008 and encodes 234 amino acids.